Messenger RNA from Cyclopterus lumpus (lumpfish), 2143 nucleotides. RefSeq names its product serine protease HTRA3-like. Gene Ontology annotation, biological process: proteolysis. Lineage: Eukaryota; Metazoa; Chordata; Actinopteri; Perciformes; Cyclopteridae. Gene Ontology annotation, molecular function: protein binding; serine-type endopeptidase activity. The record is from RefSeq and is a predicted model, not a curated record. Gene Ontology annotation, cellular component: extracellular region.
GCUCCACACUGCCAACUGAGUGGGAGACAGGAACCAGCCAGUGUCACUCCACUGGAUGCUCUCCACCGACAGCUGGUUCACAAUAACAAUAACAAGCUCACCGUCCAAUAUCAGGAUCAUUUUAAUCUGAUGUAUUUUGCAAUACUCAGGGGACAUUUGUCUUUCUGUCUUCCGUGUGUGUGGAUUUCUUUCUGCAGUCUCCAGAAAGUGCAGAACCAGCUAUGAUCUCCGCGUGAACUUGGUGUCGGCUUCCUUCGUGUUUAUCCGCUGAACAUCUUCCAUUAAGGAUGCACGUCCUCCUGUACACAGCCGUGCUCCUGUACCUCAAGGAGUCCGCCGGCGCAGAGCCGAAAGACAAGUGCCCGACGCGGUGCGAUGUGAGUACCUGUCCGAGCCCCGGCUGCCCCAGCGGCUACGUGCCGGACCGCUGCAACUGUUGCCUGGUGUGCGCCCAGGCGGAGGGCGAGCCGUGCGGCCGCAAGGACGACCUGCCGUGCGGGGACGCACUGGAGUGCAAACACCCGGCGGGCAAGCGGCUCUCCAAGGGCAUCUGUCGGUGCAGGUUCCGUCAGGACGUGUGCGGCAGCGACGGGAAGACGUACGGAAACGUGUGCCAACUGAAGGCGACCAGCAGGAAGGCGCAGCAGCAGGCUCUGCCGGGCAUCACCCAGGUCCAGAAGGGACCGUGUGAGAACGGCACAGGUCCUUCAAAUGCUGCCAGUCCUCGUUACAAGUUCAACUUCAUAGCCGACGUGGUGGAGAAGAUCGCCCCGGCUGUGGUCCACAUCGAGCUCUUCCUCAGGCAUCCUCUCUUUGGUCGGAACAUCCCUCUGUCUAGUGGGUCUGGGUUUGUGAUGUCGGAUAACGGACUGAUUGUUACCAACGCCCACGUGGUAUCCAGCACCACGCCGGUGUCCGGCCAACAGCAACUCAAGGUCCAGAUGCAUAACGGGGAUGUAUAUGAAGCCAACAUCAAAGACAUUGAAAAGUCAGACAUUGCUACCAUCAAAAUCAAUUCCCAGAUGAAACUGCCCAUAUUGUUCCUGGGCCACAGUGCAGACCUGAGGCCCGGGGAGUUCGUGGUUGCAAUCGGCAGCCCCUUCUCCCUCCAGAACACGGUCACCACCGGCAUCGUCAGCACCGCCCAGAGAGACGGCAAGGAGCUGGGCCUCAGGGACUCCGACAUGGACUAUGUCCAGACGGACGCUAUCAUCAACUAUGGGAACUCAGGAGGACCUCUUGUCAACUUGGACGGGGAGGUGAUCGGCAUCAACACCCUGAAGGUUGCAGCAGGAAUAUCUUUCGCCAUUCCUUCCGACAGGAUCACUCGCUUCCUCAAUGAUUCCCUCGACAAGCACAGCAAAGAUGUGAGGUCAAUAAAGAAACGUUUCAUUGGAAUCAGGAUGCUGACCAUAACACCAACAUUAAUUGAAGAGCUUAAACAACAGAACCCAGACUUCCCCGAUGUUACCAGUGGGAUUUAUGUUCAUGAAGUUGUUCCUCACUCACCUGCACAGAAAGGCGGUAUCAAAGAUGGGGACAUUAUUGUGAAACUGAAUGGAAAACCUCUCAUGGCCACGGCCGACCUGCAGGGGGCGCUGCAGGAGGAGACAGCCCUCCUGCUGGAGGUCAGGAGGGACAACGACGACCUGCUCUUUAACAUCGAACCCGACGUUAUCAUGCAGUAGACAUCGGAAGCUCUCCUGUGGAGUUAGACCAACAUGUAAGGCCUUAUGUUUGUGAAAGAACGCGGUGGAUGGUGGAAGCUCUGCACCGGUGCACUGGAACCUUUGUCAAGCACACACGUCUUCUGGUACUUUGGCAACUGGCUGUUAACUGCACCAACGUGGGCAACAUGGUCAAUGCAGCGUUGGUAUCCAGAACUGUGCCUUCCAUCUGCUCACCCGGCCUCGUUUGGAACAGGUGCAUACAUGUACACCUUAGAGAAUCACAUAAACCCAUACCCUAUAAUGUAUGUUAUGGUUCACUUUGAUUAUACCGUUUUUUAGUACCUCAAGAUGUUGAUAUGAGGCAAUAAUGGCUGUUUGGCAGCAUUUUAUGAUUCACAUCACAGAAAGAUAAAAUAAAUCUUGAUGAAUGUACAGUUGAAUUGAAAACUUCCCAUAAAAGAUGUUUUAAAUGA